This is a messenger RNA of Aricia agestis (brown argus), 5089 nucleotides long. It is a transcript of the gene pod1, whose product is annotated as coronin-7. The record is from RefSeq and is a predicted model, not a curated record. NCBI's taxonomy places the organism in Eukaryota, Metazoa, Arthropoda, Insecta, Lepidoptera, Lycaenidae. The coding region runs from base 123 to 3821 and encodes 1232 amino acids. Gene Ontology annotation, molecular function: protein binding. The transcript is spliced from 23 exons.
UGAAAUGGCCGACGAAUAGGGGGAGUGUCUACUUGAGACAAUUUUAUAUUUCGUAUCUAUAAAAGAUAUUGUAUCUUUACAUUCCUGGUUUAUAAGACUGAUUUUGAAGAAUUUGUCUCACUAUGGCCUGGCGUUUUAAAGCCUCUAAAUAUAAAAAUGCAGCACCAAUUGUGCCAAAGCCAGAAGCUUGUAUUCGAGAUAUCUGUGUAGGAUCUUACCAGACAUAUGGCAAUAAUAUUUGUGCAUCUGCUGCCUUUAUGGCAUUCAAUUGGGAGCAUGUUGGAUCAAGCAUGGCAGUGUUGCCUUUGGACGACUGUGGAAGAAAAAGCAAAACAAUGCCUUUACUUCAUGCACAUUCAGAUACUAUAACGGAUAUGGAAUUUUCACCCUUUCACGAUGGACUUUUGCUAACUGGUUCACAGGAUUCUCUGGUCAAAGUGUGGCAUAUACCACCAGAGGGUCUGAAAGAAUCCCUCUCUACCCCGGAGUGUAGCUUGUCACAUAAGCAACGUCGGGUAGAAAAUGUGGGCUUCCAUCCGGUGGCCGAUGGUCUCAUACAUGUUGCUUCCGGCCACGAGCUGGCCCUGUGGGACUUGACCAAACAGAAGGAAGCAUUUGUGAAUAGAGACCACACUGAAGUAAUCCAAUCUACUUCAUGGAAAAAAGAUGGAAAACUGUUGGCAACAUCAUGCAAGGACAAAAAAGUUCGCAUUAUUGAUCCUCGAGCCAGCUCAUCCGUACUGGGUGUGACUAACAGUCAUCAAAAUAUCAAGGAUAGCCGUUUGGUGUGGCUCGGAGAUAGUGAUCGCAUUCUUACUACUGGAUUUGAUCCUGCGCGUCUUCGCCAAAUAAUGAUCCGUGACAUUCGUAAUCUUUCCCAAACCCAGAAGACUUUGGAACUUGACUGCUCAACUGGUGUAUUGAUGCCACUGUUUGAUGCUGACACCAAUAUGCUGUUCCUGGCUGGGAAGGGCGAUACAACUAUCCUUUACAUGGAGCUGACUGAUCGGGAGCCUUAUUUAGUAGAAGGAUUGAGACAUUCUGGAGAACAGACAAAGGGUGCAUGCUUGGUGCCAAAACGAGCUCUGCGUGUUAUGGAGGGCGAAGUCAAUCGUGUUCUACAAUUGGCAAGCAGCACUGUUGUCCCUAUUAUGUAUCAAGUACCAAGAAAGAGUUACAGGGAAUACCACGCCGAUCUGUACCCGGACACAAGCGGCGCAGUGACGUACGUCAGCGCUCCCAUGUGGCUCGACAACAUCAAUCACGCCGUGCCCAACAUCUCCCUACAUCCAGACGCCAACAACUGCACACAAAUACAUAGAGGCAGCUUGGAACAAGUGGUGAAAGCAAUAUCUUCCAUGCCUGUACCAAAGAAAACAGAUUCAAAAUCGGCAGUAGCUACGACGACAACCAUAGAAGAACCGACAAAACCUAUACCCAGACCUCAAACUCCGGAGAAAGUAGACGAAGAUAGAAUAGACUUUGUCAAUGUCAAAGAUUUGAUCAAAGGCAUGGAAAGACAAAAGUCGGAUCUGAAAGAGGCGCCGAAAGAGACGAACGGGUUCGACAAAAAAAUUACAGACAAUGGCCACGAGAAAAUUUAUGAUAACGAAAAUAUGGACGAAAAGGUAGAUACGGAACGAUCAGAGAAGAGUCUGGACAAAACUGAAAGCACAGAUUCUUCAGAGUCCCUGUCUCGAAGUAACAGUAUGAUCAACGGUGUCCAAGUACCCAAACCCUUGCCUAGAUCCUCCAUUUCCGAAGCAGGUUCGGCCGAGGAACAUGAGGUGCCUAAACCAAAACCCAGGACUACAUCCGCACCCGUUUCUGGUUAUAAGCCGCGCCUAGGACCCAAGCCGUUUUCGGCGUCAACGGGCAGCGAGGAAUUUUCCUUCGAUAAAGUAUUCUCAGUGCCUGCCGUGCCGGGAAUCGUCAAGUCUGACUCAGCUUCGUCUCCGGUGGCGCCAACGUCGAUGACUCCGGUCACUUCGACGCCGAUCACCAAGGACGACGAGAAGGAGAAGUCUCUGUCACCUACGAGUGACGUUGAAGCUCCGAACAAAGAGGAGUACACAAACGGCAAGUCGGACACGAGUUUGGAGGAAGAUGUGAACUCGUCCGACUCCGGCUAUCGACCCAAGACGCCGAGCACUGCCGAGAGACGCAAGAUGUUUGAGACCACUGACAGUGCUCAGUCCAUAGCGGAACGGCGACGCGCGUACGAGUCGCGCUCGGUCAGCGUGAUCGAUCCCCCCGCGCCGCCGUCGCCCGCUCCGCUCAGGCGAAGAGACUCCUUGAAGUCACGCAAGAGUCCCGAUCGCGAGGACAAACGAUCGUCGGUACCGAUUAUACCCAAUGUAGCCCCCAAGAGAACAUCAACAGUGUUCGGUAAAGUAUCCAAGUUUAGACACUUAAAGGGGACACCUGGUCACAAGUCAACCCACAUUGAAAGUAUUAAAAAUAUAAGCAGACAGAUCUCUGGAGAAUGCAAUGGGUUUUAUGCGAACGGUUACCGCGCUGCGGUGCCCAUAACCGGCGGGAGCGGCGGGCGUAUAGGCGUGGUGGAGUUACCGCGCGGCGCGACGCCGGUGUCGAGCGGCGCGGCGGGCGCGGCCGGACACCCCCCCUCGCUGCUCCACCCCGCCCCCCUCACCGACUGGGCCUUCGACCCCUUCCGAGACGAGCGCCUGCUGGUCGCCUGCGACGAUGGAAUACUGCGCGAGUGGAUCAUACCCGAGGGUGGUUUACAAGAAUCAACCAACGAGCCGUUAAGAACGUUCUCGGCGCAUCCGGACAAGAUCUACGUGAUACGCUUCCACCCGACCGCGUCCGACUUGCUGACGACUGCGGCUCACGAUCUCACUGUGAAACUGUGGGACCUGGCCUGCGACCCGCCCGUUGCUCAUAUCACUCUGACCGGGCACACGGAUCAGAUCUUCGCGUUGGACUGGUCGCCAUGCGGAAAUUAUUUAGCAACUAUUUGCAAGGACGGACUUAUAAGGAUAUACGAGCCGCGCAAAUCAUGCGAACCGUUGCGCAGCGGUGCAGGGCCGGUGGGCAGCCGCGGCGCGCGCAUCGUGUGGGCGCUCGGUGAUACACAUCUAGUCGUCACCGGAUUUGACAGGGUGUCGGAGCGUCAGAUAGUGCUGUACAAGGCGUCGGAUCUGUCCGUGCCGGUGUGCACGGUCGGCCUGGACGUGUCGCCCGCAAUCCUGCAGAUACACAUCGAUCAUGAUUCCGGCACUCUCUUCCUCACUGGACGAGGUGACUCAACGAUCUACUGCUACGAGGUGACGUGCGACCCGCCGCACCUGUGCGCGCUGUCCCACCACCGCUGCACCUCCCUGCAUCAGGGCAUCGCCUUCCUAUCCAAAAAUCUCCUAGCUGUUGAUAAGGUCGAAUUUGCUCGUGCCAUGAGGCUAACGAACGGAAACAUCGAACCCCUGUCAUUCACCGUGCCCAGAAAGAAGAGCGAGCUGUUCCAAGACGACCUGUUCCCGCCGACGCUGGUGACGUGGUCGGCGUGGCAGACCGCGGGGGCGUGGUUCCGCGGCGAGCGCGCCACGCCACGCACGCACUGCCUGCGCCCUCCCGGCAUGGAGUCGCUGUCUGAGGUGACCCAAAAUCAGCCUGCGGCUGUGACUCCGCGCGAGAAGCCGCAGCAGAAACCCAAACCUGAUCUCAUCAAAUCGCACAUUCCACAAGAUCCCAAAGACAAACAGGAUAGUAUACUGAAAGCCAUGAGUGCCAAAGUGACGAUGAACUUGAAAUUGGAACAAGACAACAUGGAGGGCGUCGACGAGUCGGAGUGGGACCAGUGAGUCGUCGUGACUCAUGAGUGUGAGUCGUGAGUCACUAUGAGUAGAUCUCUAACAGUUUGUAUGAACCGGAGUGAUUGUACGGUUGCAGUCGCUUGUUGCAUUCAUGGAGAAGACGGAUCAGUCUUAACAGUUGUUCUCGGUAGAAUAAUAUUAAAGGAAAAAAGAUUCAGAAAUAUUGUGUGUAGUCCAUACGCGUAAGUCGCACGUUUAAUAUAAAAUUACUCUGAUUUUCAAUAUCAUCAAUGCAACAAGUUUGACUGUAUCCAAAGUUUCGCUUUGUUAAAAAAGUUUUAGAUAGCGCGUCUACGUAAUGUUUUUGUAAAUUUUAAUCUUAUUUGUAUUUCCGCUUACGGUACGUAUACUUUGUAAUGGAUAACGUAUUCCAUAAAAAUAUUCGAACUUACUAUAAACGACAAGAAGAUCUUAUAUAAUAUCUUCGAAAUAUAAUAUAUUACAUUUUAAAAAUAAGCACAUAAUUUCCAUACAGAUUCCACAGAAAAUCCAAAACGCCCCCAAUUAAAGCCAAAAGAAAAAAACGCUUUCCCGCCAUUAAGCAAAUUUUGUAUUUUUUAAGUAUCUUUACAAAUCUUUUUAUGAUAAUAAUAUUUUUGACCCUAUACCCUUAUUCCUUUGCAAAAGGACCUUCCAAGCAAUCCUCAAACCGUCCCAAUAUACAAUAACACAACUCCAUUCUAUCAACACAGUCUUGAUACUCGUCUUAAAACUAAAGUGUUAAUAUAAGUUUGUCUCCUCUAGAGAGGAUAAAUAACGUUAUCAACUUAGGCAUUAUUAAGAGCCAGUACUACCUAAUUAUAUAAGUUUCAUAAUAAUUUAUUAAGUAGGCGAAUUCUUAUUGACAUUAUUUUUACAUAAGUAAGCAUGUAAAGCAACGGUUUUCUAAGUAAUAACCAACAAAGAACAUCAAGCAUAAGUUGAAAAUUCUUCUGAAUAUAAAUCAAUAAGAAUACGUCCAAUAUCUUUUAUACGCACAAUAAAUAAUUUAUUUAUAGGCUUCCGUUUGUGAUGUGCUGUGAAAUGACCAAACAUGACAAUUUAAUGCUCACUAAUGCUCAUUUCAAUUUGUACCCUUUGUUGUACUCAAAAUAUUAUGAACUUGUAAGGGAAGUUAAUACUUAAGUACGUAACAUUUUUAAUAUUUACGAUUGUAAAACGUGUUAAAUUGCCCGCGUCCUUUUUGUUCAUUUGAGCAUUCUUACUGAAAUUUUGUCUUGGAAAUAAGAUUGUGCAUUCACAAUCUUAUGAGUAAU